Messenger RNA from Magnusiomyces paraingens, 3348 nucleotides. RefSeq lists its product as uncharacterized. The transcript has 2 exons. Gene Ontology annotation, cellular component: nucleus; cytoplasm. Gene Ontology annotation, molecular function: nuclear import signal receptor activity. Gene Ontology annotation, biological process: protein import into nucleus. The coding region runs from base 1 to 3348 and encodes 1115 amino acids. Lineage: Eukaryota; Fungi; Ascomycota; Dipodascomycetes; Dipodascales; Dipodascaceae. The record is from RefSeq and is a predicted model, not a curated record.
AUGUCUCUUUUACCACAAGAAACUAAGCUGGCCCUUACUGCUAUGCUCAAUAACCUCAUGUCUCCGGACAACGAGGUCAGAUCACAAGCCGAGGUUCUUCUCAACGAACACUGGAUAGCUGGAGGCGAAAACCAACUUUCUCAACUUCUCGUUGGUCUUGCUGAAGCUUCUCUUUCUGAUGAUAACGGAACUAUUCGAGCCUUUUCUGCAGUCAUUUUCAGACGUGUUGCCAGCAAACAACCUGAAAACACAACCGACGUUACCCUUAGAACCAUUGACGUUAUCCCUGCAGAGGUUAAUACAAAACUAAAGUCUCUUCUUCUCGAAGGCCUGAUAAAUUCCCAGCAAACUCCAGAGGUCAGACACAAAAUUGCAGAUGCCGUGGCAGGUUUGGCAAAACCAGGCUCUUCUUCAAACUUUUCUACCUCUGCCACUUGGCCCCAACUUAUCCCUGCCCUGAUCCACGGCACAAAUCAGUCUGACAAUACCAUCCGUGAGUGCUGCUUCCGUAUCUUUGCCUCUGUCCCGGAAGUCAUUGAUAACUCUAUUGCAAGUCAAAUUGCUCCCAUCUUUGAACAAGCUCUUGCUGAUCCCUCAGAUGAGGUCAAAAUUGCUGCUCUCCGCGCCUUCACCGCUUACUUUCGCCAACUUUCCAAGAACCAAUGGCCUUCUCUCCACCAUCUUUUGCCUUCCAUCCUCAAUCUUCUUUCGCAUUUCCAGGAUGGUUCCAAGGAACAUGAGCUCGCUGCCACUUUUGAGUCCAUCAUAGAGCUUGCUGAGCUUGCCCCGAAAAUGUUCAAACCUACACUUCAAACCAUUCUUGAAUUUUGCAUCUCCAUUGCUAAAAAUAAAGAGAUUGAUACCAAUGCUCGUCUUUCCGCUCUUGAGCUGCUCUCAACUCUUGCCGAUGAGGCACCCAAUAUGUGCAGAAACGAACCUAACUUUGCCCCAAAAGUUGUCCAACUUUGUCUUGAACUCAUGACAGAGGUUGGCGAAGAUGAUGAUGACCAAGCCAGCGAGUGGAUUGAAGAGAAUGACAUCAACCAAAGUGAAAACAAUGACGAGGUUUACUCUGCUGCCAAACACAGCUUGGAUCGUCUUGCUCUUAAACUUGGCGGUGAAGUUAUCCUCCCAAGCUUUUCUCUCUGGGUCCCACAACUCCUUGAAUCUUCCAACUGGAAGGACCGUCACGCUGCCCUCAUGGCCUUUUCUAACGUUGCCGAAGGUUGCGCCGAAAUCAUGAUUACUCAAAUCUCCCGUAUUCUCGACAUGGUCUUGCCCCUAAUUGAUGACCCACACCCCCGUGUCCAAUGGGCAGCUGUUAAUGCUUUGGGCCAAAUGUCAACCGAUUUUGCUGACGACAUGCAGCUCAACUAUGCCGAUAGAGUCGUCCCGGCCCUUAUUUCCAAAAUGGGUCCUAACUCGGUCUCCAGAGUCCAGGUCCACGCCGCCGCAGCUAUGGUUAACUUUGCUGAAAAUGCCACCAAGGAGAUUCUCGAACAUUACCUUGACUCGCUUCUUUCAAACCUCCUUACUCUGCUCCAAAGCCCUAAGACAUAUGUCAUUGAGCAAGUCAUCACCACUAUUUCUAUUGUUGCCGAUGCUGCCCAAACCAAGUUUAUGAAGUACUACGACACUCUCAUGCCCAUGCUCUUCCAAUUUAUGAAGUCUGACACCGACGCCGAGCUUCGUACCUUAAAGGCUAAGUCUAUUGAGUGCUCUACCUUGAUUGUCGUGGCAGUUGGCAAGGAAAAGGCCCACCCUCAGUUUCAAGAAAUGGUCCAAAUCUUUGCCGCAAUUCAAAGCUCGUGCGUUGACGACGAUGAUCCUUGUCUCUCAUACCUUGGUCAAGCAUGGGGCCGUCUCUGCCAGGUCUUUGGCAAGGAGUUUUUGCCCUAUCUCGGUGGAGUCAUGCCUCCUCUUCUUGCAACUGCAAAGGCACGUGCUGAUCUCCAGCUCAUUGAAGAUGAAAAGGAAAUGGAACAACUCGAGCAUACUGAGGGUUGGGAGAUUUUACCUCUCCAGGGAAAGUUCAUUGGUCUUCACACUGCUGUGCUUGAUGAAAAGGCUCAGGCCAUUGACAUUAUUAAUAUUUACGCUGGAGUUCUUGGAGAAGAUUUUUACUCCUAUGUUCCUGAAAUUGUCAAGGAUAUUGUUCUCCCUGGCCUUCACUUCUUUUAUAAUGACAGUGUUCGAUACUCCACUCUCUUUGUCAUUCCAAGUUUGCUUCUCAGCGCCCAAAAGGCUGUUAUGAGCGGAAAGAAUGUUUCGCUUGACGUUGCCAAGCGUGAUGCAUCUGUUUAUGAAAUUUGGCACCCCAUUUUUGAAAAGCUUGUUGACCUUCUCUCCGUUGAACCUUUGAUGGAGGUUCUUGUUGCAGCUUAUACUUGCCUUCAUAUUAUCAUUGACAAGAUGUACCCUGGCAUUUUGACUGAAAAGCAACUGGAAAUGCUUGGAUCCAAGAUUCGCGAUACCAUGACUAAGUACAGCGAGCGUGCCGUUUUACGUCAGGAGGAGGAUAACAUUUACACUGAAGACAUUGACGAGGAUGAUUCCGAGGAAGUCGAUAAUGAAUUGAUUGGUGAAGUCAAUAAGGCUCUCCACUCCAUCUUUAAGUCCUCUGGCGUUGCAUUCCUGCCGGUUUUCCAAACAGAAAUUGCCCCCCUGGUUCAAACCUUUUUGGGUGGCACUCUUGACCAGCGUGAUUGGGCCCUGAAUGCCGUUGACGAUCUUAUAGAGUUUACCGGUCCUGCCUCAUGGGCACUCAAGGACCUUUUUGUCAACCACUUUGCCGAUGCACUUGUCAAUGGCUCUUCAUCAAUCCGCCUGGCGGCUGCUUACGGUAUUGGUGUUGCUGCACAAUUCGGUGGUGACUCGUAUGCAGAUAUGUGUCUGCAAAACUUACAGAGCUUGUUUGACAUUGCAAAUGCUCCGGACGCUCGAUCUGAAGAAAAUGUUGAGGCUGCUGAGAAUGCAUGUGCUUCAAUUGCCAAAAUUCUUCGCAAGUACGGUGGCUCGCGGAUUACUGGUGCUGAUUUGAAUCAGGCCCUUGUUGAAUGGGUUAAGACAUUGCCUGUUUACAAUGACGAGGAGGCUGCUCCUUUUGCUUACAUGUUUCUGUGCGACUUGGUCGAGCAGGGCCACGACUCUGUGAUGGGCCAGAUCCCCAAAGUGCUUGAGAGCGUGGGGUUGGCUCUGCAACACGAUGCAAUUGCCAGUCGCACUCGCCAACGUGUGAUUGAUGUAUUCAAGACGUUUAUGGCUAAGCUUCCGCAGGACCAGCUGAUUUCACUUGUCCAAGCGUUCCCCCAGGAUACGCAGAAGGCUUUACAUGAGGCGUUCCAGUGA